Oryza brachyantha (malo sina) is the source of this 3431-nucleotide messenger RNA. RefSeq names its product phosphoinositide phosphatase SAC2-like. Lineage: Eukaryota; Viridiplantae; Streptophyta; Magnoliopsida; Poales; Poaceae. The transcript has 16 exons. Gene Ontology annotation, biological process: phosphatidylinositol dephosphorylation. The coding region runs from base 433 to 2862 and encodes 809 amino acids. The record is from RefSeq and is a predicted model, not a curated record. Gene Ontology annotation, cellular component: intracellular membrane-bounded organelle. Gene Ontology annotation, molecular function: phosphatidylinositol-3,5-bisphosphate 5-phosphatase activity.
ACGGGCUUCUAGAGCUAAAUUUAAACGGAUAGCAAGAAUUUCCCGUAACAACCUGUAUCUCCUCCUCCGCCAACUCACGGAUUUCUCUUCUCCUCUUCCUCCUCCGCGACGCGAAUUCUCUUCUUCUUCUUCCUCCUCCUCCUCCUCUCCACGCUUCCCCAGAUCAAAAUUCCUCUUCGAGAAGCUUCACGGCUCGCGAUUCGAGCACCGGGGCCGCUCCACGCGGCCAGGCGGGGGCGAUUUCCGCGGCGGUGGGGUAGCGGCGCGGAGGCUACGCCGCUGGUUGGGCGGGGGGAAUGCUCUACCUCAAGCUUCCGGCCGGGCAUUUAGGGUUCCGGCCGGCGGCGGAGGGGUGGUGAUCCGGUGUCGUCGGCGGCGGCGGGGCCUGGGGGGUGGUGGUCCGAGCGGGGUGAUCCGGCCGCGGGGCCGUCCAUGGAUGCAGCUGAGGCUGCGGCGGAGCAGGAGGCGGAGGCCGCCUGCCUGCAGAGCUUCGAGCUCUACGAGAGCGAGUCGAGGUUUUAUAUUUUUGGAACUAACACUGGCAAAACACAUUGGAGAUUACUGAAGAUUGAUAGAUUGGAGCCAUCAGACCUUGACCUACACGAGUGUCCUACCGUGUAUACACAAAGUGAAUAUUGUGGACUGUUAAAAAAUCUUGAUAAAGAGCACAGGUUGACUGGUGGUAUAAAGUUUGUUACAAAAUUUUAUGGCAUAAUUGGUUUCAUAAAGUUCGUUGGACCAUUUUACAUGUUAAUUAUUACCGAGCAGAGGAAAAUUGGGGAAAUCUUUGAUCAUCCAGUAUACCAGGUGACUAAGACUUCAAUGGUCGAGCUAGCAAAUUCUAAGAUGCGAUCCAAAUUUCUAAAUUCCAAGGAUGAGAACAGAUACAGGAAGAUACUGAAUACACUUGAUCUCAGGAAGGACUUCUUUUUCAGUUACUCAUACCCUAUAAUGAGAAGUCUUCAAAAGAACUUGAGCGAUCCACAGGAAGGAUGGAGCGUGUAUGAGUCAACUUUUGUGUGGAAUGAAUUUCUCACUCGAGGGAUACGCAAUUUUCUCAGAACUACUUUGUGGACUGUUGCAUUGGUCUAUGGUUUUUUUAAGCAGGAUAAAUUUUCAAUAUCUGGGAAGGACAUCAUGUUCACGCUCAUUGCUAGGCGCUCAAGGCAUUUUGCUGGAACCAGAUAUUUGAAGAGAGGAGUGAAUGAGAGAGGCAGAGUAGCAAAUGAUGUUGAGACCGAGCAAGUUGUUUAUGGAGCUGGGCCUAGGCCUACAGAAGUAAGUUCUGUUGUGCAGAACAGGGGUUCAAUCCCAUUAUUCUGGUCACAGGAGACAUCAAAAAUGAAUAUUAAACCUGAUAUUAUACUGCAUCAGAAAGGCGAAAAUUAUGAAGCUACCAGGCUCCAUUUUGAGAAUCUCAGGAGAAGAUAUGGAGAUCCUAUCAUUAUUUUAAACUUGAUUAAGAAACGUGAGAGGCGAGAGUCAAUACUUCGUCGUGAAUUUGAUAGGGCAAUACGGAUAAUAAACGAGAGCAUACAAGAGGAGAAUCAUCUGAGGUUCUUGCAUUGGGAUCUUCAUGAAAACUCUCGAGGAAAACCAACAAAUGUGCUUGAUGUUCUUUUGAAAGUGGCAUUUCGUGCUCUGAGGUUGACAGAGUUCUUCUAUUGUCAACUUGCACCACCUACAGGGUCUGAUAUUGCUCACCAUUGGCCUUCUCUAUUGAGUGGUCUUGAUCCAUUUUUAUGUGAAGAAAACAGCAACAGCGACAACACAGACUGUAUGGAAAUUGUUGGUGACAUGUCACAAGAAGACAUCUCUGGCAGUUCUGAUUCCUCUUGCAAUGGAACUGUAGAAGAUAAAGCUGAAAACAACGAAUUGCCACCACUAAAACCACCAAAAUUCCAAAAGGGUGUCUUACGGACGAAUUGUAUAGACUGUUUGGAUCGAACUAAUGUUGCCCAGUAUGCCUAUGGUUUAGCUGCUCUUGGACAUCAGUUGCAUGCGCUUGGUUCUAUAGAAUCCCCAGAACUUGGUUUAGAUGACCCCUUGGCUCAUCAUUUGAUGCACUUCUAUGAGAGGAUGGGUGACACCCUUGCUGUACAAUACAGCGGUUCAGCUGCUCAUAACAAGAUAUUCUCUGCAAAGAGAGGUCACCUGAAGCUUUUUAUUCGAUCGCAAGAGUUCUUCAGAACACUACAACGGCACUACAGCAAUACUUGUAUCGAUGCUAACAAACAAUCAGCCAUAAACUUAUUUCUUGGAUACUUCCAACCACAGCAAGGAAAACCUGCACUCUGGGAGCUAGAGUCGCCUUCAGUGGAUCAUAUCGGUGUACUUUCUGGUGAUCACACACGUACAAUGAAAAGAGUGAAAUCAGAUGGCAACAUUCUUUGUGAAAGCAACACAUCCAUAUCUGGGUGUAGUGGUUGUUAUAACAAAGACAAGGAACCGUUGAAUGCAGCCUCACCUGAUGUUAAAUGUGGGUCACAGUGUCCAGUAUCGGAAUCUCAUUCUGUGCAGGACAAUGAAAUUUCAUCAACCUGUGAAAGUGAGGUAUCAAACUUAAGGCAUACUCCCACAUUAUCUCAGAUACAUCAUGUUCCAGGCAUUGUUGAAAUUGACUGUUGCAUUAAUUCUGGUGAUUCAAACUUUCUGGAUCUUGAAUGGCUCUCAGCUUCAGGCAACUCAAGCGAUGAAAGGUCUAUUGCAAUUAGUACUCCAGAUAUUAACCUUUCAGCGGAGAAUGUUAUUGGUGGCCUAAAUUCUGAAACCAUGGAAAACCAAGGUGCCGAUGUCCAUGCUCAGAAUUUACCUGAGCAUUUCGUUCAGUGGGUUAACCACGGAGAUACUUUUUGGUAUUAAGAUUACCCGAUGCUGUGUCAUGUAUGCCUCAGCCACUUGGAAGACCAAAAUUCUCUGUUCCAAGUGGUCAUGAGACGGAUUUGAAUAGAGUAGGAGUGAAGAGAUAGAUGGCACAGCACUUCACGCAUUCGCCUUGUGAUAUAUGUCCACACCAUCCCAAAAUCCUUGUAGGAAAGGUUAGAAUUCAGUUUAUUUGUUCCCAUGUUCUUCUAGGAGGGCAAAUAGAUAGGCCUUUCCCCCCUAAUUUUUUGAAAGAAAGUAGAGGUAGAUAUGCUUUAUAUGGAUAUUAUAUUUUUUUUCUUUCAAAAUUUGUAACUCUGUUUGUGGGAACAUUCCGUUUCAUGUGUAAAUAUUAUUUUGUAUAUGACGUGUUUUGGGUUGGUGAGGUCCAUAGGGUGGACUACAAAGACCUUGUUUGGAGAGUUUAAAAUUCUAAGAAACAGAUAAUGAGAACUUGAGAAGACAGCUGAUGAAAAUCUAGAAAAUACAGGUUUCCUAGCUUAUAGUAGCUUCUCGUUUAUUUUAUUUAUUUUAUAACUGCAUAUCAUCAGAAUUUGAGUGUUAUUUGG